Molecule: messenger RNA, 327 nt
Organism: Penicillium waksmanii
Lineage: Eukaryota; Fungi; Ascomycota; Eurotiomycetes; Eurotiales; Aspergillaceae
Exons: 2
Coding region: 1-327 (108 amino acids)
Source: RefSeq, a predicted model, not a curated record
AUGUCCGACUUCUUUCGCCGAGCAUCUGACGCGUUUCACAAUCGCCAGCGUCAAGACUCGACCGGCUCCACAGGCGCACCAACCUCUCCAGACGCAGCAAAGUCCCCUGAAGAACCACUCAACGAGCGGAGCGGGUCUGUUCAGUCGGAAUCCCAUGUGAAUGAAGCCUUUGCUGGAACUGCAACCACUGAUACCGCCCAGCCUACUACGAAAAAGCAUUAUCCUUGGGGGUGGAAACGCCACCAGGAAAAUGCGCCCGAGAAGAGAAAGCCAUCUGUCAGUGAUGAGGUGAAAAAGGAUGAUGUUGACUGGGUUAUUGGAUCGUAA